This is a messenger RNA of Adineta ricciae, 552 nucleotides long. Lineage: Eukaryota; Metazoa; Rotifera; Eurotatoria; Adinetida; Adinetidae. The record is from the annotation of a GenBank genome assembly.
AUGCCGAAACUGUUUUCCUGUUUUUCAAUAAAUACGAAAAAAGGCAAUUCAACCAGUUCAAACAAUCCAACACGUACCUAUCAAACCCAAGCGGCUUCUCAACCGAUCAAUAAUGACCAUGGAUUUGUUAGUGGAGCACGCUUUGUUGCACAUGAACCGAGUGAUUCUUUGUCGCCGGACUCUGAUAUUUUCCAAUCAAGAUUCGCUCAACACGUGAAUGUACCAGAUCCAUUAUUCUCCACGUUAAGUAGACAGCCAGCUGUGAAUCACAACAACAUAUAUCGUUCAAACAUAAAUUCGCCAUCAAAGCUUGGCCGAUUUCAUCACCAUGAGAGAGAUAUAUCAAUUGUGAUAAAUGGUUGUCAAAUACCUCAGCAUAGUCAACAGUAUGCAAAAAUAACUGAAUUGCUUGGUGAUGCCGAUGAAGACGGCAUCGGUAAGAUAACACCUGAUGCAUUAAAGGCAAUCGUGAAUUAUCUAUUAUCACCGGAAUAUACAGAACAACAAGCACAUGAUACCAAUGAUGGAUUUACCGUAAGUCUAUUAGAAUGA